This is a messenger RNA of Cyclospora cayetanensis, 840 nucleotides long. RefSeq lists its product as uncharacterized. NCBI's taxonomy places the organism in Eukaryota, Apicomplexa, Conoidasida, Eucoccidiorida, Eimeriidae. The coding region runs from base 1 to 840 and encodes 279 amino acids. The record is from RefSeq and is a predicted model, not a curated record. The transcript is spliced from 5 exons.
AUGCAUGCAAGUGCUGAAGCUGCUCUUCCUCACAUAUUGGAACCCCAAUCACCGCCACACCGCCCCUUCCCGCCGCAACAAACUGCAGCCGAUACGCGCCAGCCGCAGCAGACAGCUCCAACGACGGUCGGCGCAGCAGGGCGAGAGCAGAGCAAACAAGCGCGCUGUAGCAGUCUCAACGACAGGCCUGACGGCAGCGGAAACAGAAUCCUCGGUCUGCCUCGUCGCCAUGCACCCGAUCUCUGUGAGGACAGCCGUGGCCGCCUCUGCCAUUCGGCUUUGCAACGUGAGAGCAGCAGCAGCGGGACCAGCAGGCUGCGAACUCUCUUAGGCUCCCUGGCGGGAGCGGCUGCUGGCCUUUUCGUAGGAUGGCAGGCGCAUGCUGUUGCUGCAACCGCAGGGGAAGGAUUCAGCGGCUCAGCUGCAGCCGUCCGGCUGUGUCCUGCAGCAAAGUAUAGCCCCUCCGACUGCAGCAGCAGAGAAACCCCUACGGGGGGAGUGCAAAUUUACAAGCCUGCACAAAUCCAAGCCUGGCAAGACUUCCUCCGAACCCAAGACGGAUUCGUAUCGCUCCAAAUUCUGGCACAGCCGCCAGCAGACUACGACUCGGCCGCUGUGGCUGCCGAACCCGAGGGAGAACACAGCGGUGCAAUCCUCCUAAUUGAACGGUGGCGCAGCCAUGAGGCUCGUGAUGCUGCUGAGGCCGCAGCCCGCACACGCAUUGCACAGGAGGGACAAGAGCCGCAACAACUCCUACUGUCUGAGGCGCUCGCCUGGCCUUCACGUGCGUAUACACUGGAUUCGCAGGCAGCCGCCCCUCUGUGGCUCGCUCUCCGCUAG